Capsella rubella is the source of this 958-nucleotide messenger RNA. RefSeq names its product dehydration-responsive element-binding protein 1C. The transcript has a single exon. The record is from RefSeq and is a predicted model, not a curated record. The coding region runs from base 128 to 781 and encodes 217 amino acids. Gene Ontology annotation, molecular function: DNA binding; DNA-binding transcription factor activity. NCBI's taxonomy places the organism in Eukaryota, Viridiplantae, Streptophyta, Magnoliopsida, Brassicales, Brassicaceae. Gene Ontology annotation, biological process: regulation of DNA-templated transcription.
AGAAAGAGAGAGUGGGAAAUAAUUAUUUUAAACGAAACAGAGAGAUCUUUUAGUUACUACUACUUAUUAUAAACGUUAUAAGUUAUAACCUUAUCCAGGUUUUUUUCUUGGAACAGAGGACUGAUCAAUGAACUCAUUCUCUGCUUUCUCUGAAAUGUUUGGCUCUGAUUACGAGUCUCCGGUUAGCUCAGGCGGAGAUUAUUGUCCGAUGCUUGCGGCGAGCUGUCCAAAGAAACCAGCUGGUCGUAAGAAGUUUCGUGAGACUCGUCACCCAAUUUACAGAGGAGUUCGUCGGAGAAACUCUGGUAAGUGGGUGUGUGAAGUGAGGGAGCCAAACAAGAAAUCGAGGAUUUGGCUUGGAACUUUCCAAACCGCCGAGAUGGCAGCUCGUGCUCACGACGUCGCCGCCAUAGCCCUCCGAGGCCGAUCCGCAUGUCUUAAUUUCGCUGACUCGGCUUGGCGGCUACGAAUCCCGGAGUCAACAUGCGCCAAGGAAAUCCAGAAGGCGGCGGCUGAAGCUGCGUUGGCUUUUCAAAAUGAAAUGAUGAGUGAUACCACUACGACGAGUGAUCAUGGCCUUGACAUGGAGGAGACGUUGGUUGAAGCUGUUGUGACGCCGGAACAGAGCGACACGUUAUAUAUAGACGAGGAGGCAAUGUUCGGGAUGCCCAGUUUUUUGGAUAGUUUGGCCGAAGGGAUGCUUUUGCCGCUGCCGUCUGUACAAUGGAAUAACAAUUAUGAGUUCGAGGGAGAUGCUGACAUGUCUCUAUGGAGUUACUAAAUUUUCGAUAAUUCAUUUCCUGUUUUGUACUAUUAUUUUUCCAAAUCUUCACACCUUUUUUUUUUUUUUUGCGCCAAUUCAAACCUUUUUAAGAAACGGAUUCCUCCGCUUUUUUUUUGUUGUUGUUGGUAUGAGACACGAGUGUAAAUAAUUCAAUAGAAAUAAAUAAUUUCGACU